Molecule: messenger RNA, 6656 nt
Organism: Dreissena polymorpha
Lineage: Eukaryota; Metazoa; Mollusca; Bivalvia; Myida; Dreissenidae
Product: cactin-like
Exons: 18
Coding region: 77-2338 (753 amino acids)
Biological process (GO): mRNA cis splicing, via spliceosome
Cellular component (GO): cytoplasm; spliceosomal complex
Molecular function (GO): protein binding
Source: RefSeq, a predicted model, not a curated record
GCGUUCAUUGACGUUUCGAUGAUUAGCUUUGGUGUUUUAACAUUUAUAUCAUUUGUUGCAUCAAUUCAUUUAUAAAAUGAAUAGAACAAAGUCAUACAAAUCAAGAAGUCGAUCCAGAUCAAGGGAAAAACACAGAAAACGAAAAUAUGAUCGAGAACGAAGUUCUGACAGCUCAGAAGAAAGAGACCGUAACAAAAGGAAGAAAAAGAAAUCGAAAAAGGCAUCGUCCAGGUCUCGAUCACCACAUGACCGUGACAAAAGGAAACAUCGUCGGGACUCCAACAGUGGCAAUGAGUCUGACCCCAGGUCAAGGUCACAUAAGAGCAAGAAGCAUCGUGGCAGCGAUAGUUCAGACUCCGAUGCAUCAGAUGGAGAGGGUUUAAGAGGUGGCAGCGUGUUGUCACGGCUCAGUGCAGAACAGAUGGAGAAGUUAAAGGAGGAGGCUAGGUUGCGAAAAAGCUACAUAAAGGCAGUAGAAACCCCUGAAGAAAAAAGAGCAAGGCGCCUUGCCAAAAAGGAGGCAAAGGAGAGAAAAAGACGAGAAAAGAUGGGCUGGGAUCAAGAGUACAUGGGUUACACAAACGUGGACAACCCAUUUGGGGACGAACACCUUACAGAUACAUUUGUGUGGACGAAGAAAAUCUCAAAGGAAGGAAAUGAAGAGCUCGAUAAAAACCAGAUACACAUGAUGACCAAGAAAAAAAUGGAGGAAAACAGGGUGGAGUUGGAAAAGGUCAAGAAACGCCGUCUGGAGCGUGAACGUGAAAGAGAGGAACGGGAAAAUGAAAGGGAAAUGUUGCAGAGGGACAAGGAGGCUGAGUAUUACCGGGAAUGGGAGAAAUCUGAGGAUACGUUCCACCUUCAACAAGCUAAGAUGCGCUCAGAGAUUCGUAUCCAGGACGGGCGGGCGAAGCCUAUCGACCUGCUUGCCAAGUACAUCAGUGCGGAGGACGAUGAGCUUGCUGUGGAGAUGCAUGAGCCCUACACCUAUCUAUAUGGUUUGACCUCUACUGACCUCGAGGAUUUGCUGGAGGACAUCAAGGUGUAUCUGGAGCUGGAGCAGGGAAAGAACACGGAGUACUGGCGGGACAUCGUCACGGUAACGGAGGAUGAGCUGCAGAAACUGAGGAAACUGGAGAACACUAGAGAUUACCGAGACCUUCGUGAGGGUGUGAAUGCAGCAGUGACUGACGAAGUGGUGGCCGUGUUUAAGGGGAAGACGACCAAACAGCUGCUGUUACUGGAGGAGCAGAUGAGGAAGAAAUUGGCGGGAGGAGAAGGGGUGGAUGUAGGUUACUGGGAGUCCCUGCUACAACAGCUGAAGGCCCACAUGGCCAAGACUCGUCUCAGGGAACGGCAUCAGGAUGUCCUGCGAAAGAAACUCUUCAAGCUCAAACAAGAGCAAGGAAUAGAGUCCGCUGGUCUGUUUCCGGCGGGAUUACAAAGGGAGGGUACUCCAAAUUCUGACCGUGCAACUCCAAACUCUGGUAGAUCUACACCUGUGAAGAAGUCACGGCCAACUGGUGCUGAUGGUGCUGAUGAUGUGGGAAGUAGAACUGAGGAUGUAGUCAAAGUGAAGCAAGAGGAGGAACAACCUGGUACUAGCACAUUUGGAUUGGAGACGCAACAUUCCCCAGAGCCAGAAGCAAAAGACAACGAAAAUGAUGAAAUUGAACUUUCCGAGGAAGAUUUUGUGGAGGACCCAGCAGUUGUAGAGUAUCGUGCGGGUAACUACUCCCCCGUACUCUUUGCCCCGCGGGAAAUUGACGAUUUAGAGGCGGUUAUAUACGACCCUCUUGAUGAUAUGAAGAAACUCGCACUGGCUCGCACACAGGUGAAAUCCACCGGUAAAGUCCGGUUGGACCAGGAGUCGGAGCUGAUAGAGAAGGCGAGGGAGGGCAUGGAUGAUGAGGAGGCCCAGUUCAGUGUGCAGCAUGAGCUGGAGAAACAGUCCUUCCUCUGGUCAGACAAGUACCGGCCUAGGAAACCCAGGUUCUUCAACAGAGUACAUACUGGCUUUGAAUGGAACAAGUACAACCAGACCCACUAUGACAUUGACAACCCUCCGCCUAAGAUUGUACAGGGAUACAAGUUUAAUAUAUUCUACCCAGAUCUCAUUGACAAGUCCAGGACCCCAGAAUACACUGUGACACCAAUACCAUCAGAACCAGAUUUUGCCAUUCUUAAAUUUCAUGCCGGACCACCGUACGAGGACAUUGCCUUUAAGGUUGUCAACAAAGAGUGGGAGCAUUCGUACAAACGCAGUUUCCGCUGUCAGUUUGCCAACAAUAUCAUGCAGCUCUGGUUCCACUUCAAGAGAGAACGCUACAGGAGAUAGCACCUGCAUAGUUUUGGGAACAAUUUGGGAUCCAGCUUUCUCACCAUAGGAGUUAGCCUCUGUACAUUUUUGAUGACUCAUUUGUUCCCAGCUUGCUGCUGUCUUACAUUGGAACCACAUCAGCUUAUAUGACUGCAGGGCACCAGAGUGGGAUUCUUGAACUUAAUCCAUGUUUACACUUUAUGUUAGGCACCUGUACUGGCUGGGUACCAAACUCACAUAUAAGUGACUUUGUUGACUCCUGACUCACUGGGAGCCAGACUGGCAGAAUAACCCUUACGGUUCCCUGCUUGAUUGCAUUACUGAGUCUGCUUUGGAUCCUACAAUGGCUUGGCACAAAACUCAUAUUUAAGUGACUGUGUUUAUUUCUGACUCACUGGGAACCAUACUAACUAAAUUGCCCUAACAGUUCCCAGCUUGAUUGCAUUACUGAAUCUACAUUGGCUCCUAUAAUCGCUGAGUACCAAACUCAUGAUUUUGGGGCCAUGUUUUUUCAUGCAGUUAAGGUAUCUUACUCGCCCAUGUAAUGAGUGAAACAAAUUAUAGUAAAAGCAACAAGAUGCAUUGUGACGUAUAAAUAUGCUUCACUCAACAUUUCACUUCGCAAGAACAUGACCUUUCUCAUUGAAAAAUAAUGCUAUUGCAACUGCGAUAAGUGCGCCAAAUAACCCAUGGCCCCUCCUACCUGGUAAAGGUAUCUUAAUAGUAGGCAAAGAUAUUGCCAGUACCAUGAUGGGGUACCAUAUUCACAUUCUAAGUAAAAUUCUUAGUUCUCUGAUGGGUACCAUAUUCAUAAUAAGUACCGUGACCAUGUCAGCUUGCAGAGAACGGGUCAGUGAGGAUGUUAUUGUAGUUUUUAUGUUCAUGAAUUACAACCAUAAUGCAUUUUUAUAUAACUUGAUGGGGUCUUUAUAAAAGAGUUGUGGAUACUGUUAUAAAGUGCCUUAACUAAGUAAUAGUUUGUUAAUGUUCAUAGUUUUACUUGUAGAUGCAACUUAACAAACAAGCCUCAUUCUGCAAAAACUGAGCUUAAUGCAUGCACGAUAAGACUUAGUGUUAACCCAGUUUUGUCUAUGCAGUUCGGGGUCCAAACUUUCAGGCUAAACUGUACUAAAACGUACCCGGCCUUUAAAAAACCUGAGUUUUCUUUCCGCCUAAAAUCCAAUGUCAUGUAACGCACUAUGGAAUACGAAAAAAAAAUCUCUUUAAACAAAACCUGCCUCAACAUUCUUUUUUGAGUAUGAGUUUUGAUAAUAUAAGAGACCAUUUUACCAAAUAUUUACAUAAAUAUAAACAUAAUUUAUUUGAAAAAAAAUAGCCGGCCAAUGAAGCGUUUUAGCAUAUUUCCCGUACCCGGGAUACAUGUAAGUAUGCUUAAGAGUACCACCUGGGGCACGUUUAAGUUAGUAGUACCCAAGCCGACAAUGAACAUUUGAGAGAUUUUUCAUUUAGAAUAGACUUCCUAUAAAGACAUGAUUCCAUAAAAGCAAAAAGCAUCGUCCCUAAUAAGCCUGUGCAGACUUAAAAGGCUAAUGUGGGACGACACUUUGUGCACAUGCAUUAAGCCCUGUUUUCUCAGAACGCAGCUUAAAAAGAGGCUGGCCGGCAGAAAUUCUCCUGGUCAGGGCUCAAAUAAGCUUUGACUUCUAGAGUGAAGUUGUUACGAAAUUCUUAUUGCCAGUGGGUUUUUUAGUGGAUGGUAAUGCGUUUAGUACUUGAUGUACCAACGAUAAUAUAUGAAAGACAUGAAAACACUUAUAGCUAUCACAACUGAACAAUGGCAACAAAAUUAACAUGUGUUCAGAUUAUUCUGAAUGUAGCGUACAAAUACUGUGUCAGUGAUAUGUGUAUAACAAAAUAUUUUAAGUUUAUUGCAAGUGUUUCUGUAAAUGCAUGUGGGCAAAUGCAUACACAUUGAUAAAGUAUGCAUGUAUAAUUAAAAAUUAGACUCGGUUCAAGUGCUAGUUCAAUGUAUUAAAUAGCUACUGGUCAGAAUUGUUUUUUGUGUAAUGGUCUUUUUGUGUACAUGUAUAAAUAAUAUUUAAAUGAAAUAAACAUCACUAUGUUUAAUUUGCACCUGUACUUGAAGUGACAUUUCGUUAUAUUUAUUCUACACGAGUAUAUUGUUUCAAUUAUAUACUUGUCUUGUAUAUACAUUUUCUUUAUGAGAUACAAAAGAUGCAUCUUUUAUGUUUGACACACAAUAGGUAAAUAAGUAAAUUAAGAAACGGAUAAGCGGUUAAUCGAAUAACCAUUGCCAUCCCUAUUAAUAUAUAUAUGGUUAACCGAAUAAUCGUUGCCAUCCCUAUGAAUAUAUAUAAGGUUAACUGAAUAAUCGUUGCCAUCCCUAUGAAUAUAUAUAAGGUUAACUGAAUAAUCGUUGCCAUCCCUAUUAAUAUAUAUAAGGUUAACUGAAUAAUCGUUGCCAUCGCUAUGAAUAUAUAUAAGGUUAACUGAAUAAUUGUUGCCAUCCCUAUGAAUAUAUAUAAGGUUAACUGAAUAAUCGUUGCCAUCCCUAUUAAUAUAUAUAAGGUUUACUGAAUAAUUGUUGCCAUCCCUAUGAAUAUAUAUAAGGUUAACUGAAUAAUCGUUGCCAUCCCUAUUAAUAUAUAUAAGGUUAACUGAAUAAUCGUUGCCAUCGCUAUGAAUAUAUAUAAGGUUAACUGAAUAAUUGUUGCCAUCCCUAUGAAUAUAUAUAAGGUUAACUGAAUAAUCGUUUCCAUCCCUAUGAAUAUAUAUAAGGUUAACUGAAUAAUCGUUGCCAUCCCUAUUAAUAUAUAUAAGGUUAACUGAAUAAUUGUUGCCAUCCCUAUGAAUAUAUAUAAGGUUAACUGAAUAAUCGUUGCCAUCCCUAUGAAUAUAUAUAAGGUUAACCGAAUAAUCGUUGCCAUCCCUAUUAAUAUAUAAUUAUAAGGUUAACCGAAUAAUCGUUGCCAUCCCUAUUAAUAUAUAUAUAUAUUAAUAGGGAUGUCGACGAUUAUGCGGUUAACUGCUUAUCGGUUUCUUAAGGAGGUUAAACGGUUACAAAAAUAAUAUUCGGUACACAAAAUAGAUAAAUAAAUUAAUUAAUUAAGAAACGGAUAUAUAUAUAAUAUAUAGGUUUACCGGUUACAAAAAUAAUAUUCGGUUACUCUUGAACACAAAUGGGUGUUUUCGUUAACUGUUUAAAAUUAUUAAACAAAUACAAUCUUCAAUAGGUGAACACAAUGUCAUUGUGUUGCACCAUUAAGCACUUUUCAUCAAAAUUACAUCGUUAAACACAUCAGCAACAAUGAUUUAAACUUGCCAUGUGAAAAUACAUGCUUAGAACUAACAACACAAAAGUUAAGAUUUAUUAUUAUGCCAAAUAAGAAUAUUCCAUGUAUAUCCAUGUAUAUUUUACAAAUGUGUUCUGUGAAAGCUUGUGAAAAUCUGGUGUAUGUUAACCGCUAAAUACUUUUUAUAUGUGUUUGGUUAUGGCAUGCCAGCAUUUAAAUGGCACUUUUGAAGACUUCUAGCAUAAAUUAUGUGAUUAAAUUGUAAAAUGAACGUAUAUAAUAUUUGACUUGAGCUAAUUUAUCACAAAUCUAUGCUUCUAAAUAUACUGAAUUAUUUUAUUGGAUUUGGUUGUUUUUUCUUUUCUUUUUCAUUUAACAAACAUUUAAGAAGUAAUGUUUUUUGUGAGCUGUAUCUUAACCAAGGCCACCAUUUUAAUAUUAGUUAUACGUCUUCAAAACAACCUAUGUGGUUUGAAAUUUCUGAUCUUUUGUCUGCAAUGACAACUAGAGCUUUGUCACAGACAUGACGAAUACCCCACACGCAGCAUUGACACAGAAUAUUUUGCAUGUUGUCUUCACAAAAAACAGCGGACACCAUGCUCAAUGUUUAAAACGCACUAAGUGAUCCCGUGACCUAGUUUUUGAUCCGGUAUGGCCCAUGUUUGAACUUGACCUACACAUCAUCUAGAUACAACUUCUGACCAACUGUGGUGAAGAUCGGAUUAAAACUUCUUGAAUUAGAGAGCAGACACCAUGCUGAAUGUGUAAAACGUACUAAGUGACCCUGUUACCUAGUUUUUGAUCCGACAUGAGCCAUAUUCGAACCUGACCUAAAAAUCAUCUAGAUUCAACAUCCGACCAAGUUUGGUGAAGAUUGGAUGAAAACAACUUGAAUUAGAGAGCGGACACUUAAUACGGACCGACAGACAGACGGACUCGUUUGUGGGGGUAUAAUAAUAUUUUACAUAGUUGUUUGGGUUUGUUUAAUUGUUCUGAAUAGACAAGUUUGUAUGGUCCCCUUAACCAACUGUAUAGUGGAAUAAAAUGUUAAGAGUAUAUAA